Notodromas monacha is the source of this 6447-nucleotide messenger RNA. Lineage: Eukaryota; Metazoa; Arthropoda; Ostracoda; Podocopida; Cyprididae. The record is from the annotation of a GenBank genome assembly.
GCAGGUUCAGAAAAUGAACCGUAGUGCUCGUGUUUCUGUGCGAUGAGAAUUUUUGCGGAGAAAACGGAAAUCUGUAUGCCUGCGAAGCCUGCUCCAUCUCGAAAUUUUCACCAUGGCAGGCAAAAACGACGAACCGGAUGUGAAGGCCAAGCUGAUCCUUCUGGUGAAGAAGGAGGUGAAGCAAAUUAUGGAAGAAGCCGUCACGAGAAAAUUCAUCCACGAGGAAAGCGGAACCGUGACUUCUCUCUGUGGUGCUGUUGAAAGCUGUUUAUCACACGGACUUCGUCGAAGAGCUCUCGGACUCUUUAAAUCCAGUUCUACAACUGCCUUGAUACAGAAAAUAGGGAAAACCUUCGGGCCUGCCGGAGAUGUCAGCCGAAUCCUCACUGAAUUUGAAUCCGUGGAGCCAGGGAAAUCCGUUUUGCGGACUGUGGGUAGUCAGGAUUCCUUAUUUCAUCAAGGCAGCAGCAAAGCCGUGCUGCAUAAAACUCAUUCGCAAAGCAUGAGCUCAGCAUCUUCAAUGAGUGUCAGCGGGGCUGGAGGAUCUAGUCUUGGAAUCAAAUACUUGUGGAUUCGUAUUGCAUUGUUCGAGAAAAAACUGGCAAAAAUUAUCGAUUUCUUGGUUCAGAACAGCAGUAAAUUUUACGAUAAGGAUGCUCUAGUUUGUGACCAAGAUUACGGACCGAUUUUGAGCUCUCUACUCGUUGGACCAUGUGCAUUGGAUUAUUCAAAGCUGAAAACAGCGGAUCAUUGGAUAUCCGAUCCACCUGCCGACGAGCUGGUUCAGCGUCACAGGAUGUCUUCGAAUUGUUUCGGUGUGACCAAUUCUCACAGUUCCGCACCGUCAACUCCACCUACAAAUAGGAAACUGGGAUUGCAGUAUCGUCGACCACUCAGUGGUGUAACCACGUCGGAGGAAACAAAUGGGAUUGGUCGUAAUGUCCAUCUUCGAGUCAACAUUCCUCCAUCUGCAAAAGAUUACGUUGAGUCAUUGCACCAGAACAAUAGAGUCACGCUGUUGUAUGGGAAGAACAACGUCGUUGUGCAGCCACGACCGGAUGUGAAGCCAUUGCCGGGUUAUUUAUCGCUGCACCAGAAUGCAUCUGGUAGUCUGAGCAUCCGCUGGACACCGAAUGAGAUGAUGAGUGCUGGUGGGGAAGAUCAAGAGAUUUCUGAAGGCACGGACUCCUCUUCGUCUGCGACCAUUCUUCAGAAUGGAUCGGCUGUAUCGCCUUCAUCUGCAGACGUGCCUGAUGGAGCCGAUAAAAGUAAAUACUGGGAGUACGCCUUGAACAUCAGGGUCAGCGAACUCGUUUAUCUUCAUUGUCAUCAGUUCGCUGGUGAGCGGGUGUUCGUCGAUGCUGGUGGAGGAACUUUGGCGCUGGUUGGUCAGGAUGGAGUACAGAGACCACCAAUCCAUUUUCCGCCUGGAGGACACUUGUUAUCGUUUCUUUCUUGUCUUGAAACUGGGCUAGCUCCGAAUGGAUUUUUUGAUCCACCGUUGUGGUCAGAAACCGACGAAGAAGGUAAAGCGAAGCCGUUGCUUCGAAGACCCGGUGGUAAAGAAAGCGUAGAAGGUGCCACCCUGGUCCCUGUUACGGAAGAAGAAAAAGGUAGAUUCCAAGAUUUCGAACAGCCUGAUGAUGCUACGGAAGCAAGUGUCACGGAUUGUCCGAAAAAAGACGUCAAGUCGAUAACGGGCGGUCUUUCGGGAGAUUACGUCUUUCGACUAGUGAUGAAGCCUGUGGGUAAACCUGAAGAGUUGUUGUCUUCCGGAUCCGGCUUGUUUUCGGCGCUCUCUCCUCGCACACCGGCCGGGUUUUUCACCGCCCCGACAUCGCCGUUGCCGAAAACGCCGAGGAUUGGAGCGAUUGCUUCGACAUCGUCGACUUCAUCUACGUCAACGUCACAGUCGUUGUCCUUUCACGAAGGAGAAAAUCGUCCCCCGCUUCAGCCGUCUGGGGACAGUAUCCAGUUGGUUUGUGACAGAAUGAAGCAUCAGAUCAUGUCGCGAGCAUUCUGUGGUUGGUUGGCCCAUUGCCGUCAUCUGAAAACUGUCAGGAAGCACCUUGCAGGUCUUGUUUAUCCAACUGCGGUUUCGUCCGGUGAGCCGAAAGAUGCGAGUGCCGGACUUACAAAAGCUAUCUGGCAGCAGAUGAGAGACGGUCCGGAAGGUCGAAUUAAAGAACCCGCGUCUGAAAUUUAUCGUCUGAUCUACUUCGGCGGGAUCGAUCCGGAAGUUCGCAAGGAUGUCUGGCCUUACGUUAUGGGACACUAUCAGUUUAGUUCGACGUUAGAGGAGCGCCAGGCGAUCGACGUGGCGGUCGAGGCUCAUUUCGAAGCAACUAUGUCAGACUGGACAGCGGCAGAAGCAAUCGUGAAACAGCGCGAACGUGAACAGACUGCGCGAGCCCGUCGCACUUUAUCUUCAACCACUUCCAGUUCGACGUCCUCGGCGAGAACUGCGAAAGCAGAAGUUCUCACGAAAGUUGGGAAAAGCUUGAGCAACGAAGUUUUUGAGACAGAAGCUGAGGUCGAGUCGAAGGAUGCACCAAAAGAAGAUACUGAAGCUACCGAAACUCCCGCCUCGCCAGCAUUUGCGACGAGUUUAGGAAACGGUUCCGGUAGUGUCAAGCCGGAAGUUGGUAAGCUUCCGUCGCCAAUCCAGGAAGAAAGAUCGUCGUGUUCGUCUCCGCCGUUUGAAUCGGACGAUGAUAAUUCGUCGUCGCCUGCAUUGUCCCCUGUGAAUCAACGCCGAAAAUUCCUCGCUUCUGCUUCCUCUGCUGCUCAGGACGUUGCUGGUACGAAACCCGCGUCCACGCGUUUGUCGUCGACCUCAUCUGCCGAUUCCUCCUCUUCAUCUUCCAUUCAAGAGGGUGAAGUCUUUUCGAAAGACGUAUUGGAGAACUUCGGCUGUAACCUUCAGCGAAUUGAAAAAGAUGUUCUGCGAUGCGACAGGAAUUAUUGGUACUUCACCCCGGAAAAUCUCCAGAAACUACGCAACAUUAUGUGCACGUACGUCUGGGAGCACCUAGAAUUCGGUUAUCUUCAGGGGAUGUGCGAUUUGGCGGCACCGUUGCUUGUUACAUUCGACCAAGAGCCACUGACGUACUCGUGCUUCUGUCAUUUGAUGAUGAGAAUGCAACACAAUUUUCCGAACGGAGGACAGAUGGAUAAUCACUUUGCCAAUAUGAGGUCGUUAAUCCAAAUACUCGACAGCGAAAUGUAUCAGUUGAUGCAGCAGAACGGCGAUUACACGCAUUUCUACUUCUGUUACCGCUGGUUUUUGUUGGAUUUUAAAAGAGAGCUGGUUUACGAUGAUGUUUAUCGGGUUUGGGAAAUCAUCGCUGCUGCGCGACAAGUGGCCUCACCUCAAUUUUUCCUUUUCAUUGCCAUGGCGUUGGUUCAGUAUUACAGGGAAAUAAUUUUGGACAACAAUAUGGACUUCACAGACAUCAUCAAAUUCUUCAACGAAAUGGCGGAGCAUCACAAUGUCAACGCCGUCUUGAAGCUCGCGAGAGACCUCGUGCUGCAAUUACAGACGCUGAUCGAUGACAAAUGAACUUCCUUUUCAAUAAUGCAUCAUUGCUAAGUUUACAUACGUUUAAGCUUUCGUAUCAACUGCAUUUUGUCCCUGUUGAACUGUUGGAGGAGUGUCAGCAUGAAACAAGAAUCCUAGUUGUGACGUUUUGGGUGCUUCAAGCUCGAUUCAGAGCUGUAUAAAAGCUUGCAUGGAUGUGAUUUCUCGUUUGCUGUUGCGCGGAGACGACGAACUUUUAAUGACGAAACAUGGGAAGUACAAGACUUGAAAUGUACAUGACAGCAGAGCGUUGAUGUUGUGACGUAAAAGAGUUCGUGCUUUUCGAUUUACUUUGAGCUUUUAGAAAAAGAACAAAACAUACGAGAACUAAUGACGAAGAAUGAAAGAAAUGGCUUGUUCAGUUUAUAUUGGAAUUAUCCAGCAUUUUCUCGUCGCGUGCAUGUGCCAUUCAAAUGAAAAAAAUGCAAGGAUUUUAAUUUUAUGCGUUUUUAAAAGUUCAGAGGAACGUUUUUCGUGAUGGUUUUGUUGUUCGUGUUCAGCACUGCUUUUUGUCAAACUGCGAAUCGCACGAAGGUCAUGUUUGAGCCAUAUGUUUCUUUCGACAUAUUCGAAAGGCAAAUCGUGCAAAUGUGUACCGUUGAUGCUUCCAUGUGAUUUCGAAGCCAUUAUUUGUGACAGUUCAUGUUUGUCCUGGCGUUUGUUACGCACCUGCGUUCAAAAAAAAAAAGUGGUGAGAUCGUUUCGAUAUUUUUGCGCUUUGUGUUGCUAUGAACCGGAAUGAAAUUUCCUUUUGGGAUUGCGGCGGUUAUCAAAAAGUUUCAUCUGGUGGUAAUCCGAAGAAUGGAUUCUCGUCGUUGUUCGAUGAAUUUUCACCAAGAGUCAUGUUUGAUUUCAACGAAAAAAACUAGAUUUGGAAGCUGCACUCAGGUGCCAAUGGUGAAGUACAACGUCUGAAGUUAUCAGAAAACAUUACCAAAUUAUAUCCUUGAUUUCGAGUUUUUUUUUAUCAACUGUUACAAAGAGGUUAUUCUCAGGAGAAUUAUUGUCGCGGUUGAAAGGGUGUACCUGGAUCAAAUGUUGAAAAUUCAUAAUUUUUUAUGUAAAAAUGGAUGAGCUUCUUUUUUCGGAACACCACUUGAUGAAACGCCGUGAACCGGGUUGUGACAUUUGGUCUUUGUCAUUUUCUUUUUCGCGACUGGUCAAGUUGCAAUUCUCGAGUAUGUCGUUGUCGAGUGCGCGGGUGCUUCCUGUCGGCACCUCGCCGAUGUUCGCCUUUAUUUUGCUGAUUGUUGAUUUAUGUGCGUAACGACGAAAGAAAGAAAGUAUUCGUGUUGGGCUAGGCAUAUCGUUCGCAGCGGUCUAAUAGUCGAUGUUUCCGAGAAGACAGAUGCGUUUAUCGAUGUUCCGCGAAGCUAUACUGAAGAAUUUAUCCGUUAUCGCUGACGAGAAUCUAAUUAUUUCAUCGUAUCGACACUCGAAGCGUCACUUGAAUGGGCUCCGUAAAGGCGUGUAGCACCUCCAGGAAACGAUAAAUACCCUAUUUACGCGAGUAUGAGAAGAAAGUUUUACUUAAGAGAAUAAAUUGCGUCUUGAGAUCGUAAAUAAACUACUAGUUCAUCAGGUACUGUAGUUCAAAGAAGUGUGUUGGUUUAAAUCAUAAAUAUUUUACCAGCUGAUAAUUUUCCUCGAAGGAUAAUGUUGAAGCGUAGUUGAAAAUUAACCCCAAUAUUUCCUUGAAAAAGUCGAGAUUCAUUGAACACGUUGACUGUCCGCAAAAGUAAUCGAAGGCUCCAAUGAAUAAUUUGUCCUAAAGAAACUCCUUUCUUUAUUGGCAUACUUUUGUUGAUCACCUAGUUGGACCAAGGAUGAGAAGUCCAUUGUAUGAAGAAUAUCACUGUUGACGAAAGUAAGAGAUAUUCUACAGGUACUUGUUCGACAUCAAAGUUCACUUCACUUAUAAGAAAAUCUUUGCGCAUUCAUUUGUGGUCAGUCUCGUUAACGGACAGUGUUCAAAGAGAUUUACUUCGUCGCAGAUUUUUGGUGAUCUUUGUCUUUGUUUUAUGAAAGAAUUGAACAAUACCCUGCACUCCUGUGAGGCAAAUGACUGCCUCUUGUAAACGCAUACAAAAUUCUUGAAAAACUGCGAAAUAUAGGUGCAAUCUGAGAUGAAUUAAUGCUAUUAAUUGUAUCUGUAACGUAAAUCCCACUCCUGUUAUACUGUAAUGAUGAAUAAAAAGCACCAAGAGGGAUUCCGGUGCUUCCGUAAUUUUGCGUCUUUUAAUUCCGAGACUGAAACUCGGUGAUCCUUCGAGAGAGUUGGUUUCCCUUGUAGUCUGAGCCUUCCUCUUCAUUCGGAGAUUUUAAAAUUCUGUUUAUUUUGCAGAAACAUUUCAGCCUAUAAAAAUGUUGAAGGCACUAUACGCGCUCCCAUUCACGGUGCUGAAAGUACCAAAUUUGAAGCUGAAACGGCCCUCAUGGUUUCAUAAGCCCUCGACAAUGACCGUGUUCGCGUUGAUCCUGUGUUCUUAUUUCCUCGUGACUGGAGGUCUUAUUUAUGAUGUGAUUGUGGAACCACCAAGUGUUGGCUCAACCACCGAUGAACACGGGCAUUCAAAACCGGUGGCCAUUAUGCCCUACCGGAUAAAUGGACAAUACAUCAUGGAGGGGCUGGCGUCCAGCUUCAUGUAUAUUCUGGGAGGUCUUGGAUUCAUAAUUUUUGAUCGAACUUUGGAUUCGUUGACUGCCAAGCGUCGUAUUAUGCUGACGUCAUUGGGAUUCAUCAUGGUGCUGCUGUCAUUCUUCGCGUGUUGGAUCUUUAUGCGUAUAAAAUUACCGGGAUAUUUACAAUCGUGAUGAACUUAUGUGACUUAGCUUCUCCAACAAGGUUAUGCGGCUUUCUGUUUUUA